This is a messenger RNA of Closterium sp. Naga37s-1, 3678 nucleotides long. The record is from the annotation of a GenBank genome assembly. Lineage: Eukaryota; Viridiplantae; Streptophyta; Zygnematophyceae; Desmidiales; Closteriaceae.
AUGUGCCCGGCGUCCGCGCGGUCAACCCCUCACACACCCUGUCCUCCGCAGCCCCUGUGUGUGCCGGUGUACGUCAACUGCAUGGCGCUCACCGACCCCGCCAACCUCUUCCCCCAGGUUAGUGCCGCGUUAGUGCCGCUCAUUCUCUGCCCCUCGUUCUUUCCCCAUGCUGUAGUCUGCUCCUCUCACGCGCUCCUAUACGCGCUACUCCUGGUCUCUCUUUCCCCGUACCUGUUCCUCUUCCAAACACUCGUGUUGUUUAUGGAGCGCGCCAUAGCAGCGGCAGAGGCUGCGCACCACAGCUCUCCCUCAAACCACGGCGGACGGAAGGGCGCGCAGCGGCGAGGGGGCACAGGACGAGCGCGCGCAAGCGGGGAUGGCGAAGGGGCAAGAGAGGCCGUGGUGUCGCUGUUGCAGCAGAAGGUGCAGGAGGAGCAGGCGGAGGAGCAAGCGGAGGGAAUUGAGUCGCGGGUGGUUGAGGGCGAGGGUGCGAGGGAUGCAACUGAGGAGGCGAGGUCUUCAGGGGAGGAUGAUGACGUGGUGGAAGUGGUGGCAGGGGACGCACGGCAAGCAGGGGCCGCAGGGCAGGCAGGGGCCGCAGGGCAGGGAGGUGAUGCAGGGCAGGGAGGCAAUGCAGGGCAGGGAGGUGAUGCAGGGCAGGGAGGCAAUGCAGGGCCGCGCGCUGCAGGGAAGGCGCGGGUGACGCGAGGGACAGGAGGUGGCAGAAGAGGGGAGAAGGAUGGCGUAGGAGCAAGGAGAGUGCUGCGGCUGAGGGAGGGAGAGGCGGGGAAGGGGCAGGGGGGCAGGAGAGCCAAUGCUGGUGGUGACAAGCGGUGUGGUGAUGGGGGCACGGGCAAGUGUGAUGGGAGCAGUGGUGGUGGCAAGGGUGGGAGGAAACCCAUGAUUCUGGUGGUGGCGGACGAGGUGGAUCAGCUGGUGAGGGGCAGGGACACCUCCGUGCUCACCCACCUCUUCCUCCUGCCCUCCCUCCACGCCCACUCGCGCUGCAUCCUCAUCGGUCAGCAUAUCCAACUCCAUCCAUCUAAUCGACUCCCUGCUGCCACACCUCUCUCGCCCCAACCCAGCGUGCGCUCCCUUCCCUCCCCUCCCUCUGUACCGCCCUUCCCCUCCCUUCUCUCUCUGCCCUCUCUUCCUUCCCUACCCUCUCUGCGCUUCCCUCCUUCCCUUCCAUCCCAACCCUCCCUACCUCUCUUCCAUGCUUUUGUUCUCUUUUCGGUCAGAUUUCACUCUGCUUUGACCGUCUCCUGGAAUCUUACCCUCCCGCUCACGUGUUUGUCUCUCACCAAGACACUUCAUGCUGCUCAGUGCUCACCCGCAACUCGCCACCUCUCUUUUCCGUUUCCGUCUUUCAGGGGAGUCACAGCACGCCCAACACUGCUGCCGUUCCCAGCAUACGAUCGCAAUCAAAUCUACGAGAUCCUCUCCCAAAGGCUCCAGGUAUGUGCCAGUUGCCGUGCCCAUGUGCGGACCAUACCGCCACAUAUCCUCCAGUUCUCUCAUCGUCAUCCUGCUGCCUCUCUCACGUGCCUGCGCUCUGUGUGCCUCUCUCACGUGCCUGCGCUCUGUGUGCCUCUCUCACGUGCCUGCGCUCUGUGUGCCUCUCUCACGUGCCUGCGCUCUGUGUGCCUCUCUCACGUGCCUGCGCUCUGUGUGCCUCUCUCACGUGCCUGCGCUCUGUGUGCCUCUCUCACGUGCCUGCGCUCUGUGUGCCUCUCUCACGUGCCUGCUGCCUCGCCCCUCUCUCCUUGCUUCGCUCCGCGCCCCUCUGUGUGUGUUCCACUCGAGCAGGCUGCUGGAGGGAUGCCAGUGGGAGCAGCAGCGCGUGCGGCAGCAGCAGUGGAGGGAGGGCCACGGGAGGGCGUGUGCGCAUCGUUCUCCUUUGACCCCAUGGCGCUGCAUCUCUGUGCCCGGGUAAGUCGUUUCGCCACAGGAGGGAGUUCAGUAGGGGCAGCAGCGAGUGGAGCAGCAGUGGAGGGGAGGGCACGGGAGAGCGCGUGCACGUCAUUCUCCUUUCAUCCCAUGGCGCUGCAUCUCUUUGCCCGCUCUUCCCCCCUUUCCUCCUCCCCUCUACCCCCUCCUUCUGUACCCCUGCUCUUCCCCCUACUCUCUUUCCUCCUCACUCGUCCUGCCCUGCGCCUCCCCCUCAACGCCCGCCUAUGUGCGUGCAGAAUGGCAGUGGAUGUGCUCGAGGCGGAGCUCCAGGCGCACCUGAGGGAGGCACACACGAAAGAGGCGCACGCAGGGGAGGCAGACGCGGGGGAGGUGGAUACUAGGGAGGCCCUGCCUGGUGCAGGCUCACCUGCUGACUGCACUGCUGGGGCGGCAGGGGACAGCAGGAGCAGCAAGCGGACGGCAGCGAGGGAGGCAGUCGGGCAAGCGACGGGCAAGAGGCAGCGAGCGGAGGCAGUGGCGGUGGCGGUGCAGCAAGGGGAGGCGGUGCACAUGCAGGUGCAUGUGGAGGUGCAUCACAUGGCGCAGGCCCUCUCCCGCUCCUUCGCCUCCUCCACCGUCGAUUGCAUUCGCUCCCUGCCGCUGCACCAGCAGGUACCAGUGCGCCCUCCUCCUGCAUGUGCCUAUAAUCCGGUGCUCCCUCUGUCCCAUGCUGCCUUCACACCCCCUCCACUGUCCCUCCCUCUGUCCCAUGCUGCCUUCACACCCCCUCCACUGUCCCUCCCUCUGUCCCAUGUUGGUGGCAUGUGUGCAGCAGCACCAGCAGCACAGGGCACGCCACUGCUCAAUCACCCCAUGCACCAAUCAUCUCAUACAACCUGUGUGUCCCAUACUGCCUCCACACCCCCCUCCAUUACACCCACUGCAAUGCAGAUGGUGCUGGUGGCGUGUGUACAGCAGCACCAGCAGCACAGGGCACGCCACCGCUUCAUCACCCGGGGCAAACCUCCCUCCACAGCCAACGACUUUCUCCUCUCCCAGCUGUACAGCAUGUAUGCAGGCUUGGCACGCUCGCUGCACGUGCCGGCCGUGACACUCAACGAGGUCACCGACAUGUGCGCGAUUCUGCACGGCCAGGCUCUGUUGCAAGUGGUGGGCGCUGGAAGGAACGCUGCCCGCCCCCAGGCCAACCUCUCUAUUACGCGCGCUUCUCUCAACCGCCGAGCCGCGCGCGCGCCGCAGCAGGCAGCCAUGGAAGCGUCGCACGAGGCGCUCGCGAAGGGCGAGGUGAUUGGCGACGUGCUCGACGACUUCGUGCCGUCGCUCGACAUCAAGGUGAAGUACGGUGACAGGGAGGUGCGAAACGGUGACGAGCUGACGCCAAACGAGGCAGCAGAAGCGCCAUACGUGGAGUUGGCGGGGCGACACGAGAACGGGGACCUUUACACACUCGUGAUGUCGGACCCAGAUGCGCCCAGCCCAGACAACCCCGUGGCGGCCGAGUGGCUGCACUGGCUAGUGGUGAACAUACCAGGCGCAACAACGCUCCCACACAGCAGCGCAGGCGAGGUGGUGACAGAGUACAAGGGCCCCUCCCCCCCCAUGGGCGUGCACCGCUAUGUGCUCUCCCUCUUCCGCCAGUCCCAGCGCAUCACCGCCCACGCUCCUGCUGCACGCAAGGGCUUCAAGACGCGCCAGUUUGCGGCUCAGCAUGGGCUGGGGAAGCCCGUUGCUGCCGUGUUCUUUCGCGCGAGGAAGCAGGAGUGA